Molecule: messenger RNA, 3125 nt
Organism: Anguilla anguilla (European eel)
Lineage: Eukaryota; Metazoa; Chordata; Actinopteri; Anguilliformes; Anguillidae
Product: zinc finger MYND domain-containing protein 11-like
Exons: 17
Coding region: 270-2162 (630 amino acids)
Biological process (GO): regulation of transcription elongation by RNA polymerase II
Molecular function (GO): transcription corepressor activity; DNA binding; protein binding
Source: RefSeq, a predicted model, not a curated record
UCGUCCGGCCACUAGAGUCCCUAUGUCUGCUGGCGCUUAUGUGUUUACCUCUACAGUCUGAACUGUGGAUGUGCACAAACCAUAAUUCAGACAUAAGCAAACUAUUCCGGAAAUACAAAUGUAACAGCCCUUGUUCUGUAUAUUUGACGAGUUAACACGGCCUUGCAUUGGUGCUACAUUUCAAAAAAGGGCUUGUCGGGUGAUGUUUGUGGCAGGUUUUCUGAGGGUGUGUCCAAUCCAACUCCACUUCCUCCUUCAAAUUUUUUUAAAUGAAUAAAGAGAUGAUGUCACGAGUGAUGAAGAAACGGCAGGCUGACCCCAACGUGGUUCAGCACGUGUGGUCCGCCAUUGAAGUCAUCCGCAAUCAAAAGCAGAUUGCAAACAUGGACAGGAUCUCCAAGUACCUGAGCCGCGUGUUCGGCGUGCACCCGAAGGAGACGGCACGGCAGCUCAACCUUGCGGUGAAGGAUGGGCUAGUGGUGGAGACCCUCACUGUGGGGUGCAAGGGUUCCAAGGCUGGCAUUGAACAAGAGGGGUACUGGCUCCCUGGAGACGAGGUGGACCCGGAAGCUGAAGAAAGAAAGGAUUGGGAGGCCGAGAGUCACGACUGGUACUGCUUUGAGUGCCACCUGCCUGGUGACGUGCUGACAUGUGACAACUGCUUCCGUGUCUACCACCUCAAGUGUUUGUCCGAGGAAUACAAGCCUCGGGAUGGAGGAGCCCACUGGCAGUGUGCAGUGUGCAAGGGGAGUAAAAAGAAGAUCCUGAAUAAGCAGGAAAUGGGCAGGUAUCUGCGAUUCAUCGUUCAGCGUAUGAAGGAGAGGGCUGUUGAUCUGAACAAGAAAGGCAAAGACACCAAGCAUCCAAUGUACAGAAGGCUAAUCCACACUGCUCUGGAAGUGUCCAACAUACAGGAGAAUGUCACCGAAGGAAAGUACAAGAACUUUGAUGAGUUCAAAGCUGAUGCCAAGCUGAUUGUACACAACACGGCCAUUCUGUUCGGAGUGCACAGUGACCAAGCUGAGAUAGCAAGAUUGCUGUACAGCGAUACUUGUCAUGAGCUGAAUGAGCUCCAGCUCUGUAAAAACUGUUUUUACCUGUCCAACGCUCGGCCUGAUAAUUGGUUCUGCUACCCUUGUGCACCCAGCCAUGAGCUGGUUUGGGCUAAGAUGAAAGGGUUCGGAUACUGGCCUGCAAAGGUUCUGCAGAGAGAGGAGAACCAGGUGGACGUGAGGUUCUUCGGUCACCAACAUCAAAGGGCGUGGAUCCCGGCGGAGAACACUCAGGACAUCCAGGUGAGCGCACAGCAGCUCCAGGUGAAGAGGAGCACGGGCUGGAAGAAGGCUUGCGAGGAGCUAGAGCUCCACCAGCGCUUCCUGCGGGAGGGAAGAUUCUGGAAGAGUAAGAAUGCCCCUGAGGAACCGCAUGAGGAAGAGGCAGAGUCAGGCAUCUCCUCCACAAGCAAUGAGCAAGUGAGACACCACCCGUCUCCCAAUAUUAUCAAUGACCAGCUCAAAGUCAGCCAGGAGCCCAAACCCAAGAGAGGCCGGCGCAGUCAGAACCCCGAGCCCAAAGAGGAGGACCCUGAGCCCGAAAUGGAGGCGGUCAGCUCCAGCCAGGAGAUCCCCUCCAUGCCCCAUCAGCCAGAAAAGCUGUCAGUCUCCACCCAGACCAAGCGGGCUAGCGUGGCUUCCCCACGAACCCUGCACCGCUCUACCCAGACCAGCAGCGACGGCACCUGCCAAAAUAAGUGCCAUGAGAAAUACACCAAGAUCUUCAGUGACGUGAAGGAGAUGAUGAAAGCCGACAACAAGCGCGAGACCGAGCGGGUGGUCAGGGAGGCCCUGGAGAAGUUGCGGACGGAGAUGGAAGAGGAGAAGAGGCAGGCGGUGACAAAGGCAGUCUCCAGCGUCCAGGCAGAGAUGGAGCGAAAAUGCAAACAGGUGAAGGAGAAGUGCAAGGAGGAGCUAGUGGAGGAGGUGAAGAAGAUGGUGUCACAGCACAAACAGCUCAUCUCCCAGACCAAGAAGAAACAGUGGUGCUACAACUGCGAGGAGGAGGCCAUGUACCACUGCUGCUGGAACACCUCCUACUGCUCCAUCAAAUGCCAGCAGGAGCACUGGCACGCUGACCACAAACGCACCUGCCGCAGGAAGAGAUGAAGGCUCCGCCCCCACCCCGCCCUGUCCUGCCCAGCCCAACCCUCCGUCUGCUCUGUGAACACACACUGUUUCCCCCAUUAAUCCCAUUUGCACCUGUCUUUCAAACAACAGAAUCUCUGCAUCGUGCUCAAGGACUUCUGUUUCCCCUCUCUCUGUUUCUCUCUCAUGCUCCAUCUCUUUCUCCAUUUUUUUUUACCUCCAUCUCUGUAUAAAUUCUUCACAAAAAUCACAGUAAGAACUUGAUGCAGCCAUGGCUGGAACACAGUGUUUUUUUCCCUGUCUUAUGAUCGAAGUGAUAAUUCUACCUGUUGAUGAAAGUGUUAUUUAAGAGUGUAGCUAAAGGUUAGCAUUACAAAAAAGCAUAUUAUCUACAUUUUGCAACAGUACAGGUCUACCUAAAUUUUAAUUUUAACCUUCAAAAAAUAUGCAUAAAUGAGGUUUAUAUAUAUACAUGACUGUGUUUCUGUAUGUGUGUAUUUACAUACAGUAUACACAUAUACAUAUACUGUAUUUACACACAUACGUACACACACACCCAUAAGGGUUUUAAAGAUGAAACAGGGAUUUUAAAUCCUAUAUUGCUUUAAAAGCAGUAACGAUGGUAUGAGGUAUAAUGAAAGGAUUUUUUGUUUGUCCAAUUCUCAAAGAAUAUUGUAUCAUCUUCCUUUAGUCUUUCCAUGACUGAUUUUGGGAACAGGGUUAUGAUGUCAGGUUUCAAACCUGAUUAAAAGGAAAUAAUGACUUUUAUUAUGCACAUUUGGUUGCUUCUAAAAUAUGCUGUCAUUUUUAUGGGGAAAAAGUUAGCGUUGGCCAUUUUUUAGGGUACACAGUUCUGGAGAAUAUAGACAUCUUUGCUGAGCUGGAUCUUGGAUGGGGUUGAAAUAUUUUAGCUACUCUUUCUUUUCAACAUUUGCACAUUGUUUAUUUCCCAAACCCAGAAACUGCCAAAAUGCUACCUUUGUU